This is a messenger RNA of Impatiens glandulifera, 1606 nucleotides long. Its product is annotated as UDP-glycosyltransferase 87A2-like. The coding region runs from base 143 to 1528 and encodes 461 amino acids. Lineage: Eukaryota; Viridiplantae; Streptophyta; Magnoliopsida; Ericales; Balsaminaceae. The transcript is spliced from 2 exons. The record is from RefSeq and is a predicted model, not a curated record. Gene Ontology annotation, molecular function: UDP-glycosyltransferase activity.
UUUGAGUUCUAUUCGAGCAUAUCGUUUUCAACAUUUCUAAGUAGUCCCAUUUUGAGAUUCACACCAUUCUUAACCAGACUGUCGUGGUCUCUCCCAUCUGUCCGUCCAUUUAGUUCUUCAUCCACCUAAACCCUAAAAAGCCAUGGCGCCGGAGCAAGUUAAUCGGUGCCACCUGAUAGCGAUGCCAUAUCCAGGCAGAGGCCACAUAAACCCGAUGAUGAACUUCUGCAAACUUCUAUCUUCCAAAAUGUCCAAUGUUCUCGUCAGCUUCGUCGUUACAGAAGAGUGGUUAGGAUUCCUCUCCACCUCCGAUGACAUUCUGCCUGAAAACAUCCGAUUUACCACCAUCCCGAACGUGAUUCCCUCCGAGAUUGGCCGCGGAAAAGACUUUCCUGGAUUCAUCGAGGCUACCAUAACCAAGAUGCGGGAUCCCUUCGAGCGACUCCUUGACCAAAUCGAGCUUGACCCGGAUCUUCCGCCUCCAAGUGUAAUCUUGUACGACUUUCAUCUCAUUUGGCCCGUCGACGUCGGGAAUAUACGCAAUAUUCCAGUCGCCUGUUUCUUCCCUAUGUCGGCCAUGGUUUUGACUGUCCUCUGCCACUUUGACCUCCUCGUCAAGAACGGCCAUUUCCCCGCCGACGUUUCAGAAGGAGGAAAUGAGGUAAUAGAUUACAUUCCUGGACUUCCAUCGAUGCGUUUGUCAGAUCUACCAACUUUCUUCCACGGCAAUGGCCGGGAAGUCAUCGGCCGAGUUCUAGAAGGCGUAACGUAUGCAAAAAAAUCACAAUACCUUCUGUUAGCAACCAUCGACGAACUAGAAUCAGAUGCCAUCGCCGCCGUGAAGUCCCGUCUUCCCAUUCCUGCAAUCUACUCAAUCGGCCCUGUUAUUCCUUACUUCAAUCCAUCAGUUACCAAACAUGAUGAUGAUGAUGGGUAUUUACAAUGGCUAACAUCUCAUCCUAAAUCUUCUGUUUUGUACAUUUCACAAGGAAGCUUCCUAUCCGCCUCAACCGCCCAAAUGGACGAAAUCAUAGCCGGAAUCCGCGAUUCCGGCGUUCCAUUCUUAUGGGUUGCACGAGGAGAAGGAGAUAAGAUCCGAAAAGGAUGCGGCGACAAGGGACUCGUAGUGCCGUGGUGCGAUCAACUUAGAGUUCUGUGUCAUGAUUCGGUUGGUGGAUUUUGGUCGCAUUGUGGGUGGAACUCGACGAAGGAAGGGAUGUUCGCCGGAGUUCCAUUUCUGACUUACCCGAUUUUUUGGGAUCAGAUGACGAAUUCGAAGAUGAUCACAACGGGUUGGGGGAUCGGGUGGCAGGUAGUGAAGAAAUUAGGUAUGGGAUCCGACCAAUUGUUGGUCCGGAGGGAAGAUGUUGCAGAUUUGGUGAGACGGUUUAUGGAUUUGGAGAGCCAAGAAGGAAAAGAAACUAGAAGAAAGGCUGAAGAAUUGCGACUGCUUUGCGGUCGGGCGGUUUCUGAAGGCGGGUCGGUUCAAGUUAGUAUUGAUGAUUUUGUUAGGAAUGUGAAGAUUUAAUUAAUCUACUAAUCCUUCCCUAUUCUCCAACCAAGACUAAUAUUAUGGUGUUCUUUAAUAAAAAUUGAUUUUCUAACC